AGAUCUUCGCUGGAAGGAUGAAUUCCAAAAAGGUCCUAGCUCUCGCACUCAUCCUGUGCUUCAUUGCCGCCGCCGCCGCACAGAGCCGUGUCUCUGGUGUAAACCAUCCAAGGCCAGCCAAACUUCACCGGGGCAACGCUCCAGUGCGGACAGCGUCGAAGAACUCUCAUCUCGACCCUUCAAACUUCUUGGUAGUGAUCAUCGCGGCUCUGAUCCUUUACUAUGGAGCUUCAAGAGCACUACGACCUCCUUUCAUGGACAUGAGUCCAACCAGUCAAGAAGCCAUGGCAUACGAGGAGGCUGCUGAAGCUGGUGAGAUGCAGUUGCACACUACUUUCAUGUUCGUCAUCGUUGCAUCUUGCUCGCUCGUCAUGAUUUUCUAUUUCAUGUCCGCUAUGUCUGUGCUCGUUACGAUCUUGUUUUGCUUCAUCUCAUCUUUGGCUCUGGGAGCUCUUGUAUACCCAUAUGUGGAUCGAUACACUGAUCACAGAUUCUCACGAGAAGUUGACGUCCCAUAUCUUGGGCCGAUGCCUAUCUUGUUCUUCAUCUUAGCACCCGUGUGCAUCGUGGCCGUCUUGACUUGGUUUUUCACCAAGAGCUGGUUGUUGAACAACAUCCUCGCCUUCUCACUCAUUAUCUUUUUCUUGACGAGCGUCAGACUUUCCAGCCUGAAAGUUGCCAGCUCUCUGCUGAUUCUUGCGUUCUUCUACGACAUCUUCUGGGUCUUUAUCUCCUCAUCUAUUUUCGGCAAGAAUGUUAUGGUCACGGUGGCGACGGGCCUCAACGUUCCAAUCAAGAUCUUGGUGCCGCUAAUGAUGGCGAGCGGACGGCACAUGCAGUUCACUCUCAUCGGGCUCGGAGACAUCGUCCUCCCGGGUCUCCUCGUGUGCUUUGCCUUGCGCUUGGAUGACGCAAAGGGAAUCGACAAGAAGAUGGGCUACUUUGCCGUUGUCAUGAUCGGUUAUUGCAUCGGCUUGACAAUUUGCGAAUUUGUUGUGGGCACGUUUCAUUGGGCGCAGCCAGCCAUGAUCUACCUGGUACCUGGAACCCUCAUCCCGUUCGUCUGGAUGGCGCACUCUCGUGGAGAGAUCGAAGAUGUCUGGGAGGGGCUCAAGUCCCAUCACCGCCUCGGCGACUCUGAACUGCCAUAUCCUUGAGGCUGACAUGAUGGGUUUGUGUACGUUUUUUCUUGGGAGAAUCGCGUGUUUCCCGCGCUCAUCUACAGUCUUUGCACAUCAGAUCUACGAUCCUUUCAAGCAUGAAAUCGUAGAGGAUGUCCCCGACAUCAAUGCUAGCCUUUUCAGUUUGUUUUUUUUUUCAAUUGGCAAUUGCAAUGUUCUUUAAGAAGAAGAUAUUGGUCCACAGUACGUUCAGUGAUCUUGAAGUAAUGAAGUACCGAUGGACAUC
Molecule: messenger RNA, 1407 nt
Organism: Guillardia theta CCMP2712
Lineage: Eukaryota; Cryptophyceae; Pyrenomonadales; Geminigeraceae
Exons: 10
Coding region: 18-1157 (379 amino acids)
Cellular component (GO): membrane
Molecular function (GO): aspartic endopeptidase activity, intramembrane cleaving
Source: RefSeq, a predicted model, not a curated record